Trichoderma virens Gv29-8 is the source of this 1576-nucleotide messenger RNA. RefSeq lists its product as uncharacterized. NCBI's taxonomy places the organism in Eukaryota, Fungi, Ascomycota, Sordariomycetes, Hypocreales, Hypocreaceae. Gene Ontology annotation, biological process: fatty acid beta-oxidation; ergosterol biosynthetic process. Gene Ontology annotation, molecular function: acetyl-CoA C-acetyltransferase activity. The record is from RefSeq and is a predicted model, not a curated record. The transcript is spliced from 4 exons. Bases 150 to 1340 code for a protein of 396 amino acids.
AUCUGUUGGGCUGCACUACACUAGUAUAUAUACCCCUUUGGUCUCGCUCACCUCCCCCAUAGCCAAUUCUUCUCUUUUCUUCUCUCCAAUCCAUCCCAAGGCCAAUUCAAUCCAUCCCAAUCCACCAAUUCCUCCAACACUCCUCCAAAAUGUCUGGCCUCCCCCCCGUUUACAUCGUCUCAGCUGCCAGAACCCCCGUCGGUUCUUUCUUGGGCUCCCUGUCAAGCCUGAGUGCCACUCAGCUCGGUGCUGCCGCCAUCAAGGGAGCCGUUGAGCGAUCUGGCGUCAAGCCCGAAGAUGUCGAGGAGGUCUUCUUCGGCAAUGUUCUCUCCGCCAACUUGGGUCAGGCUCCCGCCCGUCAGGCCGCUGUCGGUGCUGGCCUUUCCAAGAACGUCGUCACCACCACCGUCAACAAGGUGUGCGCCUCUUCCCUGAAGGCCGUCAUCCUCGGUGCCCAAAACAUCAUGCUCGGUGUCAACCACGUUGUCGUCGCUGCCGGUGCCGAGUCCAUGUCCAACACCCCCCACUACCUGCCCACCCUCCGCACCGGCGCCAAGUACGGUGACCAGUCCCUCGUCGACGGUGUCCUCAAGGACGGCCUGACCGAUUCCUUCAAGAAUGAGCACAUGGGUCUCCAGGGCGAGCUCUGCGCCGACGAGCACAGCAUCAGCCGUGAGGCUCAGGAUGAAUAUGCCAUCAACACCUACAAGAGGGCUCAGGCUGCCACUGAGGCCGGUCUCUUCAAGGAGAUUGUCCCCGUUGAGGUUAGCGGUGGCCGAGGCAAGCCUCCCGUUGUCGUUGACCGAGAUGACGAGGUCAAGAACCUCAACGAAGCCAAGCUCAAGGCUAUGCGCCCUGCCUUCAAGUCUGACGGCUCCAUCACCGCCCCCAACGCUGCUCCCCUGAACGACGGUGCCGCUGCCGUUGUUCUGGUCUCUGAGGCCAAGCUCAAGGAGCUUGGACUGAAGCCCAUUGCCAAGAUUCUCGGCUGGGGUGAUGCUGAGCGUGAGCCUGAGCGAUUCACCAUUGCUCCCGCUGCUGCCAUCCCCAAGGCCAUCAAGCACGCCGGCCUUACCCCUGCUGACGUCGACUACUACGAGAUCAACGAGGCCUUCUCCGUCGUUGCCCUCGCCAACAUGCAGCUCCUCGGCCUCACCCCCGAGAACGUCAACGUCUUUGGCGGUUCAGUUGCCAUUGGCCACCCCCUGGGUGCUUCCGGGGCCCGUAUCCUGACUACCCUGACCUCCGUCCUUGCGGAGAAGAAGGGCAAGAUUGGCGUUGCCGGUAUCUGCAACGGCGGUGGUGGCGCCUCUGCUCUGGUUAUCGAGAACCUGCAGUGACUGCCUACCCCUGAAUCAAAUUCCGGACUGGGGCCGUCGAAAUUAUAAGCAUUUAUGAAUAUAUGAGUCAAUAAUUAAAGCGAGGUAGAAAAAGCUUGGUUGGGCAAAGAGAUUUAGACCCGCCCGCAAUAUAUAUACCGCCAUACACCUACAUGAGAUUUGGCUGGGCUGGAGUUGGAUUAUACAUAGGAAACGUUAAAAAAACAAAAUACAAAUUCAAAAUUUUACAUUUGCAC